Messenger RNA from Talpa occidentalis (Iberian mole), 2091 nucleotides. RefSeq names its product tudor domain-containing protein 7-like. Gene Ontology annotation, biological process: lens fiber cell differentiation; spermatogenesis; lens morphogenesis in camera-type eye. NCBI's taxonomy places the organism in Eukaryota, Metazoa, Chordata, Mammalia, Eulipotyphla, Talpidae. The record is from RefSeq and is a predicted model, not a curated record.
AUUACCUGCUAUGCUGUGGCCUGCACAGAAACUGCAAGAAUUGCACAACUUGUGGCUCGUCAGAGGAGUUCUAAAAGGAAAACCGGGAGGCAAGUUAAUUGUCAGAUGAGAGUAAAGAAAACCAUGCCAUUUUUUCUAGAAGGAAAACCAAAAGCAACCCUCAGACAACCAGGAUUUUCUUCGGAUUUUUCUCUCAGCAAAAAACCUAACCCAACACUGUUAAGAGACAAAGGAAACUCUCUUGGAGUUAAGUAUGAUGCUGAAAUGCCACCAUACAUAUUACAUACAACUGUUGGGAGUGAAAUAUUCAAAGAUGUUCCAGUGCAGAGGCAUAUGGCCAUGCCUACCAGCAACAGGUUUAGUCCAAAGGCAUCUCUUCCACCAUCCUUUCAGAUGCAUCCUUCAAGAACCUGUGCUAAGGAAAUGAGUGACAAUUUAAAUCAGUCUGUUGAAAAACUGAAUGCCACGCCUCCUGCCUCUUAUGCUUACAAAAUGGAUGAGGUUCAAAACCGCAUAAAGGAAAUACUACAGAAGCAUAACAAUGGCAUUUGGAUAUCUAAGCUUCCACAUUUUUACAAAGAUUUAUAUAAAGAAGAACUUAAUCAAGGAAUUUUACAGCAAUUUGAGCAUUGGCCUCAUAUUUGCACGGUAGAAAAACCUUGUGCUGGUGGUCAAGAUUUACUUCUUUAUCCAGCUAAGAGAAAGCAGCCUUUGAGAAGUGAACAGGACGCUGGAAAAGUGCCUCCAUCCCAACUACCUCCUCCAAAACAAACACCACCAUUGAAAGGGUGCCCAGCAACUAUGCCAGCAGACUUCAAAGAGAAAGUUGCGGAUCUGCUGGUGAAGUACUCAAGUGGUCUUUGGGCCAGUGCCCUCCCCAAAGCAUUUGAGGACACAUACAAAGUGAAAAUUCCCGAGAAUGCCUUAAAAAAUCUUGCCUUCCUUUCUGAUGUAUGCACCAUAGACUACAUUUCUGGAAAUCCCCAGAAGGCCAUUCUCUAUGCUAAACUUCCAUUGCCCGCUGACAAAAUCCUGAAGGAUGCAGGGCAUGCACAUGGUGAUUAUGAUAUCAAGACUAUGAUUGAACAAGAAUAUCUUCAAAUAGAGGAAAACAUGGCCAAAAGUGAUAAUGCCCCUUUGGAGAAUGUAACAGUCCCUCCGUUAGUCAUUCCAACUGAGGCAUCCCCAUCUGUGUUGGUGGUUGAACUGAGCAACACAAAUGAAGUGGUUGUCAGGUAUGUGGGCAAAGACUAUUCUGCCGCUCAGGAAUUAAUGGAAGAUGAGAUGAAGGAGUAUUACAGUAAGAACCCUAAAGUCAUGCCCAUCCAAACUGUGCACAUUGGGCAGUUGCUGGCCGUAAAUGCUGAGGAGGAUGCUUGGCUUCGGGCACAGAUUAUCUCAACAGAAGAGAACAAAAUAAAGGUAUGCUACGUUGACUAUGGUUUUAGUGAAAAUGUUGAAAAGAGCAAAGCAUACAAAUUGAACCCAAAGUUCUGUUCACUCUCAUUCCAAGCUACAAAGUGUAAGCUAGCAGGGUUGGAAGUUCUAAGUGAUGAUCCUGAUUUAGUGAAGGUGGUUGAGUCUUUAACUUGUGGGAAGAUCUUUGCAGUGGAAAUACUCGAAAAAGCUGAUAUUCCACUUGUUGUUCUGUAUGAUACCUCAGGAGAAGAUGAUAUAAAUAUCAAUGCCACCUGCUUAAAGGCCAUAUGUGACAAGUCACUAAAGGUUCACCUUCAGGUUGAUGCCAUGUACACAAAUGUCAGAGUGACUAAUAUUUGUUCUGAUGGCACACUCUACUGCCAGGUGCCUGGUAAGGGUCUGAACAAGCUCAAUGACCUUCUGCAUAAGAUAGAGGACUACUUACAUUGUAAGCACAUGACCUCCGAGUACUUCAUUUCAGUGCCCUUCUGUGGGAAAAUCUGCCUCUUCCAGUGCAAAGGAAAAUGGUUACGAGUAGAGAUCACAAACAUUCACAGCAGCCGGACUCUUGAUGUUCAAUUCCUGGACUCUGGUGCUGUGUCAUCUGUAAAAGUGUCUGAGCUCAGGGAAAUUCCCCCUCGAUUUCCAGAAAUGAUUGUGAUUCCACCUCAG